Molecule: messenger RNA, 1458 nt
Organism: Danio rerio (zebrafish)
Lineage: Eukaryota; Metazoa; Chordata; Actinopteri; Cypriniformes; Danionidae
Source: RefSeq
GUCCGGGCAACAGAGUGACACGGGAAUGGACACAGAAGGGAGUCAGAGCAGCCUGUCGUCCUCCACGCAGGACUCCCCGCACGACCCCUGCAAAAUGUUCAUCGGCGGGUUGAGCUGGCAGACGACACAAGAGGGAUUGAAGGAAUACUUUUGUAAAUUCGGCGAGGUGAAGGAGUGUAUGGUGAUGCGGGAUCCGGUUACGAAGCGGUCGAGGGGGUUUGGAUUUGUCACCUAUGUUGACCAGACUGGUGUGGAUAAAGUUUUGGCCCAAAACAGACACGAGCUGGAUUCGAAAACUGUGAGUACUUGAUCAUUUUCUUCGACUAUGCUGAUGAUUAGCGUAAAUACACUCUGUUUACAGUGCGUACGUUGGUUUCAGGUCAUUCAGAAAAAAAAAUGCAGUGCUAUGGCUUCGUCCCUCCUGCAUCUUGUCUUGAUGUUCGCUUCAUAUUCAGCAGCUUAUCUUUUUUUCCUUAGUGGGAUAAAUGCUUUGCAGAGGUUUCCGUUUCCUACGGUCAUUUGAACGCGCAUGCACGAGGCGCGCGGUUCCAGCAGGUCUGUCUGGCGCACUGCGCGCCGCAUGAAAGCGUUCUUUCUCGCUUUUCAUCGCUAUGGCAACCUGGGGAGCGAAACAGGGCAGAAUCAAACUUUUUAGGACUCGAACAACAUUCAGCAAAAGUGUUUGUAGAUGCGUGUAUGAACUACAAAGAAGACAGGAAAGUGGGGCCUAAUGCUAUUACAGAAAGUAGCAUGGUUAUUAAAAUCAUAUACAGUGACACUAAUAUUACAAGCACUUUCAUAUCACUUUUCUACCAAAACGUGAAGCUGGCACAAUAUCACAACCAGUAUUUGUCUUUUUACUAGGCACGAGCUGGUCUCCUGACAUUUUAUCUAUCAGAUUAUGCUACCAACACUGUAUUUCUAUGGUUCUGAGGUCGGGGUAAGGGCAUAGAAUUGGCAUAGAUGGAGGGCACGUGUCCCCACCAAUAUCUAACAAUUACUAAUAUGUCCCUACCAAUAAUUUAAUCGACUUCAAAAUAAAAUAAUGCUCCAUCAACCCUAAGUAGCCUACGAGUGUACACAGCAGGGCCGGAGUGGGACUCCUUUUCAGCCCUGGAGUUUCAAGCCUUAGAUUGGCCUACCUCAGUUCAUCAUCAGUUAUUAAAAUAAGGUCAUUUCCAAUUCAGUUUCUAAUGACAUUAUCACGUCUUUUUCAAGGAAACAGCUGCUUUAGAACUUCAAAUGUUUUUCAUAAAUAUAAGAAGAUUAAAGGGUAGCUAAAUCUCCAACACUAUUCUUUAAAACAUCCCAAUGUCCUUUCCUGCAACAUCUGAACAUAUAUUUAGUGCAAAAUUCUUUAUAGAUAUUCAGUCCUUUGUAACAGUGGUCACACAAAGAAUAAAAAUAAAAUAUGUACACCUAUAUAAUUAACCCAAACAGUAUUAUACACCUUAAAAC